AGCUGCAGCCGUCGGUAGGGAGGUGCUAAUCCAUCGUAGCAGCUGGGAGCACUUUACCACGUGACGCGAGAGAUGUUAAGAGCAGCCAUCAUUAUUACACCUAAUUCAUGUCCAGCCUCAAAUGCUAAAAGAUAAGACGACGAGGACGCAGACAACUACGAUGGCGGAGGCGCAAACUCCACAGCCUUAGCGGGUUUCGUCCACUCCGCGAGCUCCGCCGCCUCACAACUUAGCAAGGAGUCUCCAAUAUCUGUUCCACACACACUCGAGGCUAAAAGGAUUGUUGAAUAAUUGUGGGGGUUUUGGUAUCGCCUCAGGUAGACUUCACUCAGCACCUCAUCUGACCUCGACUCGACUACACCUAGUGUCACAAAAGCACAAACCUGCUUUGCAGAAGUGCAGUGGCGAAAAGGGUGUAGGUCUGAAAACUCCCCUCAUUGGUGUCUAAAGGGGGGGUGGGGGGAGGAGGAGGCGGAAGGAGCUGCUUUAACCACCUGGAGCAUGGGGCAAAAAGUCCCAGGUGGCAUUAAAACCAUUGAUAUGCGGGAUCCUGCGUUCAGCCCCCUGAAGCUGGAGCUACAGGCCCUCAGUCACACCAAGCCGUCCCGACUGGACCUGCUGCUGGACAUGCCACCCGCCAACCUGGACGUCCAGGUUCAGAAUUCGUGGAAUAACGACGAUCGAUCCCUAAACAUCUUUGUCAAAGACGACAACAAGCUGGUGUUCCACAGGCACCCCGUGGCGCAGAGCACGGACGCCAUCCGGGGUCGCGUGGGCUACACGCGGGGACUGCACGUGUGGGAGAUCAACUGGGCCAUGCGGCAGAGGGGCACGCACGCUGUUGUUGGAGUGGCCACGAGCGACGCCCCGCUGCACUCGGUGGGCUACACCGCUUUGGUAGGAAGCAACGCGGAGUCCUGGGGCUGGGACCUGUGCAGGAGUAAACUCUACCACGAUGGCAAGAACCACGCAGGAAAGACGUACCCCGCCUUCCUCGAGCCGGACGACACCUUCAUAAUACCAGACUCCCUCCUAGUGGUCUUGGACAUGGAUGAGGGGACGCUGGGUUACAUAGUGGAUGGACAUUAUCUAGGCGUGGCUUUCAGAGGACUUAAGGGCAGAAAGCUGUACCCGGUGGUGAGUGCCGUGUGGGGACACUGUGAAAUACGAAUCCGGUACAUAAAUGGACUUGACCCUGAACCCCUCUCUCUGAUGGACCUGUGUAGGCGUUCGGUGAGGGUGGCAUUAGGAAGAGACCGUCUGAGUGAAAUCCACAGACUGCCUCUGCCAGCUUCUCUGAAGAACUACCUUCUCUACCAAUAGCAAUGCGGAAAGUCACAACGCACACCCUCAUCUCUUCCAUGUUUCUCUGGGAUCCUUUCUGGGUUGAACCCGUUUGACAGCAUUGCUUAAACCUCCAGGACUCACUCAGCCUCAUGGAUGACUGAGCUGUUUCACUUCUGCAUCAGUAGCUAUAGACUUAUUCUGUUUCUUAUCCUGUUUUUAUGACUCCUUGCAUUUGUGUUCUUUAACUUUUGUAAAAUCAGGAAUCACUGAACACUAUGCACAUGCUGAUCCAGGCGGUGCCCUGUCAGUCACUUUGUAGCUGUAACUCCUCCAGUUUGUACGUUGAUAUGGCAUUUGUGGUCAGUACCUCUUCGGUGACUUCCAGCCUCCAGUGUGCUGAAUUUCUGUUUUGUAGCCUUUUAAAUUUAAAUGCUGUUGUGCUCAAACAAAAUUAUAUUAUUGUGGGGGAUUGUGGACUUAGAAGGCACUACCCAUAUCUGACCAAAAGGUGGCAGCACAUACACAUCAACUUGUACAUUCCCUCAAGUUACGAAUUAUAACAUAAAAUACUUACGGCUUUUAUGAAAUGCAUUUUUAAAUGGAUAAUGAAUUAAAAUGCUAUUAACACAACACAGAAUGGAGAUGCUGACUACUCCAUGGUGAAUCUGUAGUACAGUGUGGAUGAAAGCACUGAGAGCAGCUCAUAGCCCUCACUGCACUCUCAGGUUUCUCUGCGCUAUGGAAGUGGCCCAUAACUUUCCAUCAGGCAUCUAACAUCAGCAGAGCUUUUUAAAGAGGUUAAUGUCACUGUGAUUACUUGUAGCAUGCAUCUGCAGGAUUUUUCUUCACUUUUUUUGUAGUUUCAUAGUUUUCAGCCACAUGCUUUCAAAGCCCAACAGCGCACUUUGCUCGUUUUGAUUUGAAUUCGACCAGUGUCUCUGGCUCAUUUCACAGGUUUGCACAUGUUAAACCACAGAGUGGAAAUUCAUUUGUGAAAUGGCUACUCCGGGGUUGUUGGUUAGGAUCAAAAGUGUGCUGAUCCGGGCUGUCAUUGGCACAUAGCUGAGAACUAUCAAUGUAAUAUUUGUUUCAUAACAAACAAAGGAAGAGGGUUUAGGUAACGGACUACGUAGGUAAACGCUGUGCCUAAAUCCACCAACCUCAGAAAAAUAAAGACUGAAAGAGACAAUCCACAAAGUGCUGCACAAAUGUAAUAAAAAAAAUGCCAACAUGUCAAAUGCCAUAUCAUGGACUUGUCAACUUUAGUAUUUUUAAAUGUGCAGAGGUAGUUCUUUUUCAGCAGCGAUGGAUAUGGACACACUGUACCACACCUUACUUUUCCUUGCCUGCAACUUCAAUUUUAUUUGUAUUCUUUGUUGUAGAUUUGUUUAAGUAUCUAUUAAAGAUUAUUUCAAAUAAUUA
Betta splendens (Siamese fighting fish) is the source of this 2709-nucleotide messenger RNA. It is a transcript of the gene spsb1, whose product is annotated as splA/ryanodine receptor domain and SOCS box containing 1. The transcript is spliced from 3 exons. Gene Ontology annotation, cellular component: SCF ubiquitin ligase complex. Bases 502 to 1323 code for a protein of 273 amino acids. The record is from RefSeq and is a predicted model, not a curated record. Gene Ontology annotation, biological process: proteasome-mediated ubiquitin-dependent protein catabolic process; intracellular signal transduction. Gene Ontology annotation, molecular function: protein binding. Lineage: Eukaryota; Metazoa; Chordata; Actinopteri; Anabantiformes; Osphronemidae.